Yamadazyma jaroonii is the source of this 831-nucleotide messenger RNA. NCBI's taxonomy places the organism in Eukaryota, Fungi, Ascomycota, Pichiomycetes, Serinales, Debaryomycetaceae. The record is from the annotation of a GenBank genome assembly.
AUGUCAUGGACUGGGAUUAAAAAGGCCAUUAACAGGGCUGGAACCCAAGUUAUGAUGAAGGCUGGUCAAAUUGAUGAAACUACGGAUAAACAAUUUGAGUUUGAAGAAAAAAGAUUCAAAGCAAUGGAAUCCAACAGUGUUAAGUUACAUAAGGAAUUGAAACAAUAUUUAGAGAGUUUAAGGAUUUUAACUACAGCUCAAGUCAAUGUUGCUGAAGUAUUAAAGACCUUUUAUGGUGAAACAGAUGUAGUUCAUGAAAGAGAAUUGGCUAAGGAAGGGAAAGAAUUAAGAAUUAAUAAUUUUAGUGAUGAAUAUUAUAGAUCGAUUAAAGGUUUGAAUGAUGAUGUUUUAAGUGAAUUAGAGGGCCCUUAUAAUCAAGUUGUAUUGAACCCUAUCGGAAGAUUCAAUUCAUAUUUCAUUGAGAUCAACGAAGCCAUAAAAAAGAGACACAAUAAGAAAUUAGAUUAUGAUUUGAUGAAAAGUAAAUUACAGAAAUUGAUAGAAAAACCAAGUAACGAUGUUGAAGAUUCGAAAUUAUUAACCACCAAAGAAGAAUUGGUCAAAUCAGAAGAAGUUUAUGAUAAUUUGAAUGAAGAAUUGAAGACUGAAUUACCCAAAUUGAUUAAUUUGAGAAUUCCCUUCUUAAAUCCAAGUUUUGAAAGCUUUGUCAAGUUACAAUUAAGAUUCUUCAAUGAGAAUUAUAAAUCAUUGAACGAAAUCCAAUCAAACUUAGAUAGUCGACUUAGACAAGAUUAUAUAAAUGGGAAUUUGGAAUCGAGAUUGGAUCAAGUUUUGGUAAAAAUGAGGGAACUCAAUGUUACUGGUAAUUGA